UAGCUUACGGUUUGGUCUCAGAGGAAGGGGAACGAAGGAACAUCAAAUCGAAGAGGUUAGGAUCUCGAAUUCCAUCAUAGCAUAGGGUUCAUUAGAGCUAAGGAAGGAUGGAUUGUGACAGUAAUAGAGGAUUGAUCGCUUAUUACCGAAGUAGACUGUAUGAGACGGUGAAUGAUCCUUCAAAAGCUUCAAUAGUUGCGUGGAGCGAGAGCGGCAAGAGUUUCAUCGUUGGGGAUGAAGUGGAGUUUAGAAAAGCUGUUCUUCCGAGAGAAUGCCUUGUACACUUGGGCUUUUCACAAUCUCAUGAGCAAUGCGAAUACGCAUGCCCUUAUUUUAUGAGAGGUCAGCCUGACCUUAAACCGUCGUCGCAAGACAAGCUCAUCAGAAAGAUUGAGACCAACAACAAGGGCUUGAAUGAUGGACGUAUUCGCUUUAGCAGCCUUUCGUGCUACAAAGAGAUUUGUAGGCUUGCCAAGAAGGAGCGUCCCCCUUCCUCAUCAAUUCGACGCCCUCCUCCCCUUUUCAUCAGAGGUGUGUACGAUAUGGUGGAUGAUCCUUCAACUGAUUCAGUUGUCUCGUGGAGUGAGAGCGGCAAGAGUUUCAUCGUUUGGAAUGAAUCUAAGUUUCUCAGAGAUGUUCUUCCUAGUCGCUUACCCUUCGAUUACAAAGAUAUGACAUCCCUCACCACCUGGUUGCAUGCCAUUGGCUAUAGUAAAGUUGAAGAAUCUGAGCAUUGGGAAUACACAGCCGAUUAUUUGGUGAGAGGUCAGCCUCUCCCCCCUAAGGAUACAUCCCCAUGCACUCCUGGGGGUCUUAUGAUUACUCCAGAAUUUGCCAGAAUCAUCGAGAGGUCCUUUGCUUCCCCGAAGGCUGGCAAACAAUAAGCUCUGUCAGUUCGGUUCGCUGGAGUUUGCUCUGCUCUCGUGGUUGUUGUUGUUUUCUUAAUCGUAUUUUAUCGUCCUAUUUGAAAACGUUAUGUUUGGUCUCUUUUUUCUUUUAACUUAUGGUUUGUAAGAUAAGAUGGUUGAUGUUUUUCUUUUUCUUUUGCAUUUUAAUAAGAAAGAUCAUUAUGAUCUUUUAGUUCUGUUGACACAAAAUACCUGAACUGAAAGCUUCUCUCUGUUUUGUGGACUUAAUCUAUUUUAUCGUGUGCUUUGAGUAAAA
This is a messenger RNA of Brassica oleracea var. oleracea, 1164 nucleotides long. RefSeq lists its product as uncharacterized. Gene Ontology annotation, cellular component: nucleus. Gene Ontology annotation, biological process: regulation of transcription by RNA polymerase II. The record is from RefSeq and is a predicted model, not a curated record. NCBI's taxonomy places the organism in Eukaryota, Viridiplantae, Streptophyta, Magnoliopsida, Brassicales, Brassicaceae. The transcript is spliced from 3 exons. Bases 108 to 884 code for a protein of 258 amino acids. Gene Ontology annotation, molecular function: DNA-binding transcription factor activity; RNA polymerase II cis-regulatory region sequence-specific DNA binding.